Messenger RNA from Limanda limanda (common dab), 500 nucleotides. RefSeq names its product integrin subunit beta 3 binding protein (gene itgb3bp). The transcript is spliced from 8 exons. The record is from RefSeq and is a predicted model, not a curated record. Lineage: Eukaryota; Metazoa; Chordata; Actinopteri; Pleuronectiformes; Pleuronectidae. Bases 63 to 500 code for a protein of 145 amino acids.
GCCAGUUCCAUCACUUGUAUAUUUGUGACAAACGUUUUACUGAGACGAACUGAAGCUGGAAAAUGCCUGUGAGUAAACCUCUGCCCACGGGCACCACCCAGAAUCAGCCAACUUCUAAAAUCCCAGUGCCUACAAGAAACAUCAAAACCUUGCCUGCGACCACAAGUUCUCAAGCAGGCGGUAAGACCAAAGUCUCUGAAAAAGAAGGGGUCCCUCAGACAGAAUUGGAAAAACUGGACUCCCUACGAUCUAAACUGGACCAAUCCGUAGAUGCAUUCGUCAGAGCCAGGAAAGAGCUGGAGGAAAUAUUGCCAGUAGAGGGCAGCAGUGAACAAGGACGUCCCCUCACUGGAUCUUCUGUUGACCUGAGGACUGAGCUGAGGAGACACAGAGAACUGACGUCCAGAGCAGCUUCAUCUUUAAAAGGCCCCAACAAUCACACUCAAGAUCCUGUGAAGAAGGGCAGCUCCUACCAGUUUCUCAAGUCCAUUAUGAGUUGA